Messenger RNA from Miniopterus natalensis, 1089 nucleotides. NCBI's taxonomy places the organism in Eukaryota, Metazoa, Chordata, Mammalia, Chiroptera, Miniopteridae. The record is from RefSeq and is a predicted model, not a curated record.
AUGUGGCCUUUCUGCAACCAUGCUCUCUUCUCACCCCCCACUGAGGCCUGGCUCCAGAGAGCUUCCUCCGACCCCGAGGCCCAAGGCUGGGGGGCCUGGAGCUGGACCGAGAAGACCCCUCUGGAGCCAGAGUGUGGGGACAAAAAGGAAGAGGAGGAGACUGGGAAAGCGGGGGACAACGAGGAAGAUGCAGGCUCCCCUCUGUUUCUACUGGAGAGGGAGGACCUGGCCGAGCAUUCAGUGCCUGACCAAGAGCUGGAGGCCAUCAAACUGAAGCUGUGGGCCAUGGAGCAGGCCCAGGGGCUAGAGCUGCCCAGGGCGCAGGGCCAGGCGGAAAAAGAGGAGGCGGCUAGGUCUGUGCUGGCCGAGCAGGUGCUGAAUCCCAAGACUACAGGCUGCCCCUGCUCUGGGAUCCCCAUGGAGAAGGUGGAAAUGGACCGCAGAUCCGUCUAUGUGGGCAACGUGGACUACGGGGUCACUGCUGAGGAGCUGGAGGCCUACUUCAACAUCUGUGGGGAUGUCCAGCGGGUCACCAUCCUGCGUGACAAGUUCUCUGGACACCCCAAAGGCUAUGCCUACAUAGAGUUUGCUACUGAGAGCUCAGCCCAGGCUGCUGUGGAGCUGGACGAGAGCAUCUUCCGAGGCCGGGUCAUCAAGGUGCUGCCCAAAAGGACCAACUUACCAGGGAUCACCUUCACAGUCCCAGGGGCCCUGCAGGGACACCCAGGUGCCAAGGGGGCACCCUUCUCCCACAGCAGGAGCCUCCAGGGCGGGGCCCACAUCAUACCACGAGGGUGGAACAGGGGCCGUGGAAGAGUCUCCCUAUGGUAUUCACCAUACUGCAGGAGGAACCUGAUUUUGAGAGUGGGGCUGGCUACAGAAAUGAGGCCCUAUGCAACACCCUACCUGUUCAGCCACGGGGGGGCGCCGCAAGAGCAGCCCGUGGAGCAGAGAGGCUGGCCCACAAGUCCCUCUGAAGCCUCCUCGCUGGCUGCUCCAGGGCUCCAAGCUCUGUGGGCUCCUGCCACCCAGCUCCCACUGCCCCUUCAUGCCUGUGCGGACAACAGCUCCCUGCUGUCUGGUCCCUGA